Molecule: messenger RNA, 1578 nt
Organism: Cercocebus atys (sooty mangabey)
Lineage: Eukaryota; Metazoa; Chordata; Mammalia; Primates; Cercopithecidae
Product: membrane-spanning 4-domains subfamily A member 4A-like
Exons: 7
Coding region: 65-727 (220 amino acids)
Cellular component (GO): membrane; Golgi apparatus
Source: RefSeq, a predicted model, not a curated record
GCAAAAAAAGCAUCAGACCUACCGCAGACAUUGCAGGCCCGAAAAAAGCACCUUUUCUGCUGCCAUGACAAUCAUGCAAGGAAUGGAACAGGCUACGCCAGGGGCUGGCCUUGGUGUGCCCCAGUUGGGAAACAUGGGUGUCAUACAUUCAUAUCUGUGGAAAGGAUUGCAAGAGAAGUUCUUGAAGGGGGAACCCAAAGUCCUUGGGGUUGUGCAGAUUCUGACUGCCUUGAUGAGCCUUAGCAUGGGAAUAGUAAUGAUGUGUGUGGCGUUUAGUUCUUAUGAAGAACGUCCCAUUUCUGUGUAUGCUGGGUACACAAUUUGGGGGUCCGUGAUGUUUAUUAUUUCAGGAUCCUUAUCAGUUGCAGCAGGAAUUAGAACAACAAAAGGUCUGGUCGGAGGUAGUCUAGGAAUGAAUAUCACCAGCUCAGUCUUUGCUAUAACAGGGAUCUUAAUCAAUGCAAUAAGCUUGACGUUUUAUUCAUUCAGUUACCAUUACUGUAACCGGAACCAGUUGUCAAAUAAUUGUUACAUGACUGUGUCCAUUUCAAUGGGUAUGGAUGGCAUGGUGCUCCUCUUAAGUGUGCUGGAAUUCUGCAUUGCUGUGUCCCUCUCUGCCUUUGGAUGUAAAGUGCUUUGUUGUAGCCCCGGUGAGGUUGUGCUAAUUAUACCACCAAAUUCUCACAUGGCAGAAGCAGCAUCUCCCACACCACUUAAGACAGUUUGAUGUCACCAAAAGAUCAAUAGAAGAAUGCUCCAGAAAUCUAUGCUGACUGUAACACAAGACCCCCACAAGAGAAAGUACCAGAAUCCAACUCCAAUACUGAUAGACAUAUUCAUAUCAUUAUUAUAUGUAAUCCAGUUACGAACUGUGUGUGUGUGUGUAUGUGUGUGUGUGUGUAUAUAUAUAUAUAUAUUCAAAAUUAUGUUCUCAUUUUCCCCUGGUAUUCAACAACUCAUUUAACUGGCUUUUUAUCGAGAGUACUAGAAGUUAAAUUAAUAAAUAAUGCUUUUAAUGAGGCAACAGUACUUGAAGCACUUUUCAUUCAUCAUCAGGACUUUAUAUAAAGGCAUUGAACUAGCAAAUAAGAUUUGGAAGUAGAAAGGCAAAAAGGUAUUGCUAAAAUGAGGCCUCCAUGCAAAACACACAAGCUCCCCUGUAUAACAUUCCUCCCACUUACUUGACUUGUUUUCUGCCAUAUUUGGGGACCAAAGUGCUUUUUCCUUCAUGAAGUGGAGAUUCUUAAUCUUCUCCCCUUCCCCUUUUCCUUCUGCUUUCCUUCACCCAUAGAAAGUACUUUGGAAUAGCAUAGUCAGCCCUUGCACGUGCACAAGCUAUCAUUUGAGUAAAAGUAUACAUGGAGUAAAAAUCACAUUAAGGAUCAGAUUCAACUUAUAUUUUCUAUUUCUUCUUCUUCCUCUCCUUUCCCCAACCUUCUGCUGGGCAGAAUUAUAUCUUGAUCAAAUGUGUAUCCUGUGCCAUAUAUGGAAACGUGCACCAUAUGGUAUUUGUUAAAUGUUCAUUAAUUACAUUUGCUUUUUUAUUUCAGAGCAAAAAUAAAAUUAGAAGCAAUACUU